UUCUAUCUCUACAUAUAUCAUUCACGAAAGAAAGUUAAAACAUUUCAUCAUAUAUGUUUUUUGUCUCGCUUCAUAAUAUCAAAGAACUACAUUGAUCUCAUCGAGGGAAAGAAUCUUUUACGGUUCACCGAGAUGUCAAUCAACGAGCAAGACACCUUCCACCAGAGCAGCGAUAAACUCCAACCUACUAAAACAGAUUUGAGAUUUCAGGAACCGCCAAUGAACCACCCGUCUCAUCGGCAGCAUGUUCACGGCGCGUGCUUGAGCUGAUAUCAGCAUCGCUGUCGCCCUCAUCCAAUCCGUAUUGGUCCCGGCGGCUGCGGAGCAAAGUUCAUACAGCCUCUGCAGAGUCAACUACAUCGCCGGAUCAUCGUAACGAUUCACCUCCAGUCUCCGUAAAUGCGUCGUUGAAGACGUCGGUCAAUCCGGAGGAAAGUCGUCCUCGCGAAUCGAUCCGCGACACGAUCGGAUGUCGACCUUUCCUCACGUUCGUACAAAAGUCGCUGCCGACUCUGCAGGUUGAUAUUUGCAAUGCAGAAAUAUAAUAGUGCUUAAAGAAAUAAGAAGAAUGAAGCUGUAAUCGACAACAUGGUUCCAUAAAUCGCAAUCUCGCGAGAUAUCGACUCGAUGAUUGUAGUGACCCAUCUAACCUGCUACAACUUUGUAAAUAAGAUUGAUAUAUUAUUACGUAAAUUGGAUAGUAUCACUGGAAUUUUCAGAAGAAAAGAGGAUUCGUAGAAGAUCGACACAACUCGAAUGACAUAAACCGACUUUAAAAAUUAUACAUAUAUUAUAUAUAUUAUUUUCGCACGAAAUAUCCAUGCAUCAGAGACAAAUUAGUCCGACAGAAGAUCCUAAUUUCUAAGCUUAAAAGUUAGCCGAUAAAAUAUUCGACAUUUUCUUGAUGAUAUACAGAGGCCACUGAAUGUCACAGAAUAUAUACUGCCGAUUAAACUCGACGUCCAUCAAACUCGAUGUCGACGAAAUAAUUAAAACAUUGUCGAAACAUUAUUAAAAUCAGCUAAAGAAGAAGACAAAUUAAAGAAGAAUCGAUUAAGAUCAAUCGUUGUCUGAAUUGCGAUAGAAAAAUGCAGCUAUUUAUGCCGUUUUUUAUUAUAUUCCUAGCGGGCGGCAUUGUGGCCGACUGGUCAAAGAUGACCAGUCCAUUGAUGAAAGUAUGGUACACAUUGGUCCCUCAUUCGUCGUCCGAAUUAUUGACUAGUGAGGAAAACGACUGUAUCGGUUGCGCGCAGAAUAAGGUCAACAUAAUCGAUCCCGACCCGUUCUUGACCGAACUGAGAGUGGAGUACGUGAAGCAGCAGAUCCUGAAGAAGCUGCGGCUGUCGAAGCCGCCCGAGGUCUCGAUGCCGCUGUCGACCUUGCCGAAGCCUUUGAUAAACGGCAAUGUGCUCGAACUUCGACCAGGAGCACCGCCCGAGCCGGAAAAACCGGCGGAACAUUUCUACGGGAAAACUGACCAGGUCAUCGUAUUCCCGAACGAAGGUGUAGACCAUUCGACGAAAUAUCGUCAGAGCUCGAAUCACAUAACGGGCUUCAACUCGGCGGCCUGUUUCACGUUUAACCUGUCGAACGAGAUGCUAUACGUCGACGUGACUUCGGCGGAACUCUGGUUCUACAAGGAGCAGGUCGAGAAUGAUGACGAGCUCAACCAGACUUUCGUCCUAUCCGAACUCGAUCAUUGGGAUCUGGGCGGCAGAUUCGAAAAGAACACCGUCAUGGCAAUCUUCGAAACCGACAUUAAAGAGGGUUGGGUAAAGACAGACAUAAAAUUCAUGGUGAAGAAAUGGAUAGGUCGACACCGAUUGAAGCACGCCAUUCAGAUAGCUUGUACCACCUGCUCGACCGACCACGACAUCGCGCCGGUAUCCGUCGAACAGACUCUGAAGCCGUUCUUGGUAAUUCACACGGCGCCGUUGCCGCAGAGAAAUAGGCCCAAAAGGAAUUCGAAUUGCCUGCCCGAGAUGAAGGAGUGCUGCCGAGACGAUCUCUAUAUUAACUUUCAAGACAUCGGCUGGAGCGACUGGAUUCUGCAUCCGAGCGGAUAUCACGCGUACUUUUGCCGAGGAUCCUGCUCCACAGCAGCAUCCUUAACUACCGGUGGUUCAUCUUAUAACAACGUUAUUAGGAAGUUGUUGGCCAAGGAUGGGAGCCAGCAGAGGAGCAAGAUAGUGCCGUGCUGCUCGCCGACGCAGCUCGCUCCGCUUCAGCUGCUCUACAUCAACACGAACAACACGAUCACGCAGAAAACAUUGCCGAACAUGGUGGUGGAGGCUUGUGGUUGCAUGUGACGCCGCAUUGUCCCGAAGACGGACAGGGUGACGGACUAGUUACUCUCGGUUACGAGAAGACGAAGGACGAGACGAUUGACCUCACGCCACCUCGUACUAAGAGAUUCUCGCUUGCGCUUAAUCACCGUGAGUCUGAACUUUCGCCGGGGUGCUUGCAAAAUCCGUACGUCUCGUUUCGAAGAGAUCGGUCGUGCAAAAACGCAUAGGAUCGAUGAUGACCGACGCGUUGAGAUAUCACGGCGGCAAUUAGGAAUAAGAGCGCGUUGUCGUUACGUCACGCUAUCGGCAAGCUCACUCGCUUUAUAUUAUGUAUAUCACAUUAUAGAUAACUAGAUAAAAUUAUCGUCGAUCCGUGAAUCUUCUACAAUCGAAACCUUUCUAUUUUAUUCGUCAAUUGAUUUGUAUUGUUUCGUACAGAAUAUUGAUAAAUUUAUAAUAUUGAUAAAUUUAUUUAUUAUAAUUUUUACAGUGUGAGAAUCACCGAUAAAAGACAUGAUAUCGCCAUAAAUUUCAGUAAAAUGUUUUACUUGCGUCAUCGAACAAUUCGAAUGACAAAUCAUAGUAACCGGAUAUAAUAUCUACGUAUUAUAAUUUGUCCGUUCGAUAAUGUAACGCAAUAGGACAAAACAUGAGUUUACAUGAUGCAAGUACGUCCUUACGUGAGAUCUCAUCCUUAGGUUGAUUGCCCGAACCGCGAAAUCGACUCGAGCGAGCGCUUGCGGUACCAUGGGAAAUUAAGGCGUAAAUUAAGGUGAGCCGAACCGUAAAGAGAGCUCGUUACGUAUUUUAGCGUAGAUACCGACACCCUCGCGUAUGCCCGCUUGUACGUCUGCAAGGCCGAUAGCGAGAGACCUUUCGGGCAAUUUCGACAACGGACUUUACCCCGUCGCGUCUGACUACGUAAGGUCUUUUCUACUGUUUCCAUUGCAAAUCUCCGUCGAGAACCUUCUAGCGAAUAUAAAGAGCCCACGAUUACAUCCUGACAAAUUGCUUUCUAGUGUAAUACACUGAGAAAAAAAGUUAUUAAUUUAACUAAAUUUGUCCAACUAAUUACUAUUUUUUUGUAUUUCUUUAAUUGAAAUAUUUUAAAUAUUUAAAUCAAAUACGACAUAUUAAAUCUAACAUGACGUAUAUUUGACUUAAAUACUUAAAUAUUUUAAUUAAAGAAAUACAAAGAAAUAGUAAUUAGUUGGACGAACUUAGUCAAGUCAACAACUUUUUUUUCUCAGUGUACGAUAUACGAUCUAAUUUAAUUCUUCGUAGAGAAAAUUAUGAGAUUAGAGCAAUUUGCAGGAGAAUAUCUUUCAACUCGAUUUCUCAUCUGACUGACAGACCUUUUUUCUUCGGUUAUAGAUUAUCGUCACGUUUUGAGAAAUUAUAGUAAAUAAUGUUAUCCUAUUAUUGAGACAAUAUAAUAAUUUUAUAUAAUAUAUCUGAUGAAUGGAUUGAGCCGCCUAAAUCAAUUGAAUUAAAUACUUUCAGUCAUUUCGAUAUGAAAAGUCUAUAAGAAAAAUAUAUCUUUUGCACAUUAAUUCCUGUUCUGAAAAAAUUGCAAAACUGUGUAAUGAAAUAACUUAACAUGUACUUUUCGGAGAUGGCGACAAUUUUGAGCCGACGAUACAACAAACAACGGACUAGAAGCCAUACAGUAUUUUCACGGGAAAUUAUUCAGUGCACAAUCCGUUAAUCGAGCCCGAUUUGUAUUUAAUUUAGCCACAUCGUGACACGUGUAUUUGUAGAAUUUAUUUAUUACUAGGACUUUUAACGUCGUCGCUUUGUUGUUUGACAAUUGGCUCACGGGCACAACUGCUGCAAGCAAUACAAUGCAAUAAAAUGCAAUAGCGAUUAUUCUAGAGAUAAAUGUACGGCAUAAUAUUGAUAAGUAUAUUAUUAAACGACAAGCUAUAAGCAGCGACUGUAGUUGACACGCCAAGAUAAACGACGAGAGCUUGUCGGAAGCUUCCGAAGCAAUAAAAGACGGCCCGAUAUUAUCGAUGUACUCGUUCCUUCGUAGAAUCUUAUGGCUCGCAUACGAAGCGAGAUAAGUAUAUUCGCGGAAAAUAAAUUAAUUUUUUCCUGCAAUGUCGUUCAAGUACACAAAAGCACCGAAAUUGACUUAUUUUCUUUCAUAUUUCAAUCUUCACGAAUCUUCCUCCAAUUCACUUUAAUUAAUAUUAAUUUAAUUAAAAAUAAUAUUAUUACUAUAAAGAUCUUACUAAAAUUUUAAUUUUUCUAUCUCUGAGGUUAUAUAUUAUUUGUAUUAUGUGUGAUCAACUUUUUCACUAGAUAUGUUUAUAUUAUAAAUAAAUAAAUAUGUAAAUAAUGUAUUAUUGGAUUUGUAAUAUAUAUUUUAGUCAAGUUCACUCGCGUAGAAUUUAAUAUUAUAG
This is a messenger RNA of Formica exsecta, 4696 nucleotides long. It is a transcript of the gene daw, whose product is annotated as growth/differentiation factor 8-like. The transcript has 4 exons. Bases 1089 to 2309 code for a protein of 406 amino acids. Gene Ontology annotation, cellular component: extracellular region. The record is from RefSeq and is a predicted model, not a curated record. Gene Ontology annotation, molecular function: cytokine activity; growth factor activity. Lineage: Eukaryota; Metazoa; Arthropoda; Insecta; Hymenoptera; Formicidae. Gene Ontology annotation, biological process: SMAD protein signal transduction.